CAAAUUUACAUUGGAAUGAACUAUAUGUUCCUUUGUUUCGUCCCUUUCUUUCAUGCUUGUCUCGAGCAACCCUCGCCAGUCCCCGCUAAGGACUCACUCAGCCACUAGGUGGCAACCCUCAUUCCCUUUUUCACUUCAACAGUUCUGACCACCAAAGACGUCCGCGGGCACCUAAACCGUCCAACCAGGUGCGUCACCGCCGGCAAAUUAACCCGAGUGGGCCACUUAUCCGAAGUAACAGAAAAUACAUACAAAAAAUUUCACCAUUCAGCACACUUGUUCUUGUCAUUCUUGGUUUGUUUCAAAGUCCUCAACUUUUAUCGUAAACCCUGAUUAUUAUUCUAUGAAUGUACUUAAUUUGGUGUUAUCAUAGCUUGUUUUGGAUUUCUUUCGCAUCAAAAUUGAAACUAUGAUAUCUACUGAGUUAGGACAGGUUGCAAAAUUAGGUAGAAUAUUGUUUGAGAGGUGUAUUUGGGUUUACUUUUAAUAGUCUAAUAAGUUGGGUGUAGUAUGUAAUCUUGAUUGCAGUUUGUGAAAAACAAAGUUGAGCCACUGAAUUAUUUUGUGAAUGGUUAGUUAAGAUUUCUUAGUAAGUUCUCAUGGCAACCAAAUCAGUUUUCCGAUUGAGUGAAUCAACCUUAACGAUCCCCACCGUUCUCAAAUUAGCCACCUAUUCACCGGUUCGUACUCGUCAAGUUCAUGGUUACAUUCUCAAAACCGGCCUUAUUGUUGAUAAUUCUCUCUCCACAAAGUUACUGUCUCUUUACUCUAAUCACCAAUGUUUUGCUGAAGCUACAAUAUUUCUUGAAUCAAUCGACGAACCUAGUUCAUCAUCAUUCUCUACUGUCAUCAAUGCCUUUUCUAAAUUCAGCCUUUACAGCAAUGUUCUCCAUUUGUUUAGUAAGAUGUUAUCAAAGGGUUUGAUACUUGAUAGCUAUCUCCUCCCUGCUGUGGCAAAGGCAUGUGCUGGGCUGUCAGCCCUUGAAAUUGGCAGGCAGGUUCAUGGACUUGCACAAGUUUCUGGGUGCACUUUGGAUGAAGUUGUCCAAUCAUCUUUAGUUCAUAUGUAUGUCAAAUGUGGUCGGUUGAAUAUUGCAAGCAAGCUUCUCGACACAAUUCCUGAACCAGAUAUUGUUACUUUUAGUGCUAUUAUUGCGGGUUAUGCUAGAAAUGGCAAUGUUGAUAUAGCCAAAAGACUGGUGUGUGACAUGAGAAAGUUGGGGUUGAAGCCGAAUUUAGUGUCAUGGAAUGGUUUGAUAGCAGGGUUUAAUCAAAGUGGAAAAUAUCAGGAGGCUAUGCAUGCCUUUUACGAUAUGCAUUUGCAAGGAUGUCAGCCUGAUGGAAGUAGUUUUUCUAGUGUUUUAUCUGCAAUAGCGGACUUAGAGGCUGUAAAUGCUGGAAUUCAAGUUCAUGGUUAUGUAAUCAAGAGGGGUUUUACAUCUGACAAAUGGGUUGUUAGUUCCCUUGUCGAUAUGUAUGGUAAGUGUGCAUGCGUAUCACAGAUGAAGCACGUGUUUGAAGAGAUGGGCUGUGUAGAAGUAGGCACUUGCAAUGCCGUACUUUCGGCGCUUGCUCGGAAUGGUCUGGUUGAUGAUGCACUUGCAAUGUUUAAUCAAAUGAGAGAACAAGCGGUCGACUUAAAUGUUGUUUCUUGGACAUCAAUGAUUGGUUGCUGUUCCCAAAAUGGAAAAGAUAUUGAGGCUUUGGAGCUUUUUAUAGAGAUGCAGUGUGCGGGUGUGAAGCCCAAUGUCGUCACCAUCCCUUGCUUGCUUCCUGCCUGUGGCAAUAUUGCAGCAUUAAUGCAUGGCAAAGCAGCACAUUGCUUCUCUCUCCGGAGGGGUUUAGUGAAUGAUGUAUUUGUUGGUAGUGCUCUCAUAGACAUGUAUGCAAAGUGCGGCAAAAUCAGGGAUUCUCAGCUAUGUUUUGAUGCAAUGCCCACCAGAAACUCGGUUUCUUGGAAUACAAUAAUUGGUGGAUAUGCUAUGCAUGGAAAAGACAAGGAAGCACUGGAGAUGUUUGAUUUGAUGGUUAAGAGUGGACAAAAGCCAAACUCUGUAACAUUUACUUGUUUUCUAUCUGCAUGUAACCAGAAAGGUCUUGUUGAUGAGGGGUGGCAUUGUUUCAAUAGCAUGCAUGGAGAGCAUGGUGUUGAAGCUAAAAUGGAGCACUAUGCUUGCAUGGUGAGCCUCCUAGGUCGUGUAGGAAAGCUUGAAGAAGCCUAUUCAUUGAUAAAGGAAAUGCCUUUUGAGCCAAAUGCUUGUGUUUGGGGAGCUCUGUUAAGUUCUUGUAGAAUCUACAAAAAUUUACAGCUAGGAGAAAUAGCAGCCGAGAGGCUAUUCAAGUUGGAACCUAGAAAUCCUGGUAACUAUGUCCUUCUUUCUAACAUCUAUGCUUCAAAACGUAUGUGGGAUGAUGUUGACAGGGUGAGAGAUUUGAUGAAGGAGAUAGGCUUAAAGAAAAACCCAGGAUGUAGUUGGAUUGAGAUCAAGAACAAAGUCCACAUGCUUCUAGCCGGGGAUAGAGAACAUCCCCACAUGGCCAAAAUCAUUCAAAAGUUGGAAGCUCUAGGCAGAGAAAUGAAGAAAGCAGGUUUGGAUCCUAAAAUUGAUUAUGUGCUUCAAGAUGUGGAGGAGCAGGACAAGGAACAGAUGUUGUGCGGACAUAGUGAAAAGUUAGCUGUAGCUUUUGGGCUGCUAAAUACACCUGCAGGUUUUCCUCUUCGUGUUAUUAAGAACCUUAGAAUAUGUGGUGAUUGCCAUGCGGUUAUUAAAUUUAUUUCCAGCAUUGAACAGCGAGAGAUAUUUGUCAGAGACACUAACCGAUUUCAUCAUUUCAAAGACGGGGAAUGUUCUUGUGGAGAUCAUUGGUGAAUGACAUUGUCGUACCAGGACUAUAACACCUAAUGAGGAGAUGAAGUGGCACAUUUCGUCACACUUUUGGUAUUGUAAUGGCAAACUGUGCUCGGCUUUGGACAGUUUCUGGAAACCAGUGUUGUGGAUACAUUGUACUUGUUCUUUUACAAUGGCCAAAUGACAAAUGUGUUCUAACUUUUUCAUGAUGAAGUUUCUGGAAAUCUUGCAACGAUAAGAUUGUGAAGUAUUUAAUGUGAUCUCUGUCACUCAGACUCUUUGUUGCAACUCAACUAUCGGUGUUCAGUUCUCACACUAAGACAUGGGUGUGGACACCCUUCAUUUUGGACCAAUAUAUCAGGAAUAGUCGAAUCUGAUACUUGGACCCAACAAAUUGUCUGACAUGGCUAUGUGAGUCCGAGUAACAAAACUGUGACCCAUCUAUAGGCAAAAGCUGUGGCCCAUCUAUCAAGUCACUUGCAACUGCUUAUGAGCAUCAUUCUUGGGUAGCUAUUUCACAGAUUGGAAUUCUGUUUCAAGUAGUGCAGAAACCAUCUGUCAAGAAUCUAUUGCUAUUUUUUGGUGAUGAUUGCCUUAUUGGGAGAAAGACUCUUCUCUUUGGAUAGAACAGAAACAAGCUCCUUAUCUGAAUAACGCAUAUACAGAGUGCUUUGCUCUUUACUUAAGUUGUUGUCAUGCAGGCCAUUCAUGAUGUGAUAUUCUUUUAUACGUGCACUAGGUUUGGAGUCUGAGCAUUUAUAGGCAAAAGAUUGGUGUCUUAUUCAUGGAUUGCAAUGGGUGUUUUAAUCAUGGAGCAAAGUAUCCAUAUACAUCUCAAAGAAUACUUUGAACUCAAAAUUGUACUUAAUUGGACUUUUGAACUCGAAAAUUUGGGUCUAGUUUGAGAUGUUUGGAUUGGAUAGGUUCAAAUUUUGGAACUUUUACAACCUACUUACACCCCUAAUCGAAAUUUGUAUCGAACUUAUUCCUCCCUAAUUUCCCUGCGAAUUCCGAUCUAAAAAAAAAAAGCAAAUUAUGGUCGGUUUUGCUCAUUUUCGGCCCAUUUUGGACCAAUUGCGAACUGAAAAAAGAGAAUUAGAUAGCGAAUUAUGCACUGUCCCAAACGGGCCAACACCUUUACUUUCAGAUAGAAGCAACAUGUAAACAAUUAUGCAAUUCUUCAGUGUUUUUUGCAUCUGCUGAAGAAUGUUUCCGGUUUUUGUUUUAAGUCAAUUUUUGAUCUUAGAACAUUUAUAACUUGAUAAAGCAGCCCAUCCCUGGCGAUUUCAGAUCUCCUCCGUAAUACUCGUUGCAGGGGAAAAGCUCUUGUUUUCAGAUGUCAAGUGGCUUGUGCCCUCAUUGUGUCAGCCAGUUUUCCAUCUUUUACUCCUGCUUGUAUCUCCCUUUUUCUGUUUAGAGUCUUGCUCUAUAUGAAUGCUUUGUAUGUGGAUUGUGUUUUGGAUGGAGUUAGAUGUUGUCCUCCCUACUGGGUGUGCUUUUAGCGCUAUAAAAGUUCACUCCCUUUGGAAGUGAUACCUAGUGGGAAGUUGACAUCGUCUCUCUUGGAUUAAGAAAAAAAAUAUUCCAAAUUACUCCAUCCGUCUCAUAAUAUAGUGCGUACUUUAUUUUUUGUGGGUCAAACUUUAAAAUUUUUGACCGAAUAUUCUCAUUUGUAUGUAUAAAAAACAUAUUCAUGUGGGAUCUUGUUAGAUUCGUCUCAAUGUGUAAUUUCAUAAUAUCUUCAAUACGGAAUUGAAAAUAUCAAAGGUCAAAGUUACGUCUCAGAGACCGUGCAAGAAAGUAUCAAGCACUAUAUUAUGAGACGGAGGGAGUAUCAUUUAUAAAAAAAAAAAAAAACAUUUGUUACGAUGCAGGAAUCUUCCGCAAGAGGGAAUUGAAAUUGCUUUAGCUUGUGAAAUUAUGACUAGAUAAUAUGCAAUCAUAGAUAUUACAUGCCUUUGUCUUUUUCUUUCUUUAGUCUUUUGUGAUUUGCUUGUUUGGAAGAUUUUUAACUCCCGAGGUUAGCAUAAGAUGAUUACUAAGUACUAAAAAGGUAAAAGAUUACUAUUAAGGUUAUGUUCAGUUCAUCUUUCUUUUACUUAUUUUAGAUUUAAUCAGGUCAGAUCAAAA
This is a messenger RNA of Beta vulgaris subsp. vulgaris (sugar beet), 4979 nucleotides long. Its product is annotated as pentatricopeptide repeat-containing protein At1g20230. Gene Ontology annotation, molecular function: RNA binding; zinc ion binding; protein binding. The record is from RefSeq and is a predicted model, not a curated record. Lineage: Eukaryota; Viridiplantae; Streptophyta; Magnoliopsida; Caryophyllales; Amaranthaceae. Gene Ontology annotation, biological process: RNA modification. The coding region runs from base 600 to 2870 and encodes 756 amino acids. The transcript has 3 exons.